Messenger RNA from Phaeoacremonium minimum UCRPA7, 1185 nucleotides. Its product is annotated as putative aspartyl-trna synthetase protein. The coding region runs from base 1 to 1185 and encodes 394 amino acids. Gene Ontology annotation, biological process: aspartyl-tRNA aminoacylation. The record is from RefSeq and is a predicted model, not a curated record. The transcript has 3 exons. Gene Ontology annotation, cellular component: mitochondrion; cytoplasm. Gene Ontology annotation, molecular function: aspartate-tRNA ligase activity; ATP binding. NCBI's taxonomy places the organism in Eukaryota, Fungi, Ascomycota, Sordariomycetes, Togniniales, Togniniaceae.
AUGCACCUCAUCGAAACAGUAGUGAGGGAUUUAUUCAAAGAGAUCACGGCCAAGUUCCAGAUACUAUCUACAGAAGGAGAGUUGGUGCCCGUGCGCAAGGAGGUCUACGAUGUGACGGGGCGUGAAACUGUGAUUGAUUAUCCUUCGUUGUCAGAUGAGGCAUUCCCGCGAUUGCAAUAUGACGAUGCCAUGGCCCUAUAUGGGUCCGAUAAGCCAGACCUGAGGAUACCGAACAAGAUUUGCCGAGUUGACUCCGUCCUUCCGAAGAACUUCGUGUCAAUGAUAUCUGAUGUUGAGAACCCCGCCAUCGACGCUUGCAAAUUCCGCCUUAACGGAUCCAUCAAAGAGAAUUGGGCAUUUGUUCGUGAACUUUGGGACUCCCUACCGACGUCCCUGGCUAAAAACCCCGAUGGUGCUCCAGCCGUGAUGGUUUUUGAUUCCAGCAAGCCCAUGUGUGGUCUGUCAGCUUUAGGCCACGAGGCCUUCCAGGAGAUCACUGGCGACGGCCAGAUUGCGGAAGCCCUUGGCGAUUUUGAAGAUGGUGACAUCCUCAUCACUCAGGCUCGCGAGGACAGGCCGUUCGAGGGUGGAUCAACAGCACUGGGAAAUGUCAGGCUUGCGUUCUACCAAGCUGCGGUCGAUAAAGGUCUUUUGGAGCGCGACGACAGCUUCAAAUUCCUGUGGGUGGUUGGUUUCCCGCUCUUCACACCCAACAACGAUGUCGAUCCGGGCCAGGGGGGUGCUUCAGGUUUCUCGUCCACCCAUCACCCCUUUACUGCGCCAUUGACAUCCAAAGAUUUUGAGCUUCUAGCGACCGACCCUCUUCGAGUAAAGGCGGAUCAUUACGACCUCGUGCUAAACGGCGUUGAGCUUGGCGGCGGUAGUCGUCGUAUCCAUGUUGCCGAAGUCCAAGAAUAUGUCCUCCGGGAUAUCCUCAAGAUGAGUGAUGAGGGCAUCUCACAUUUUUCACAUCUGAUUGAAGCCUUGCGAGCAGGCUGUCCUCCACACGCCGGGUUCGCCUUUGGCUGGGAUCGUCUAGUGGCGACACUCAGCUACACCAAGUCCGUCAGGGAUGUCAUCGCCUUUCCCAAGAACAUGAAGGGAGAAGACAUGAUGGCGAAAAGCCCGCUCAAGGUCACACCCGGGCAAUUGAGCACUUAUCAUCUUGCUCUUAAGGCUAAAUAA